Lachancea mirantina is the source of this 696-nucleotide messenger RNA. Lineage: Eukaryota; Fungi; Ascomycota; Saccharomycetes; Saccharomycetales; Saccharomycetaceae. The record is from the annotation of a GenBank genome assembly.
AUGAACUCAGACAGAAGAGACACUCAAAUCUCCAAAUCAUUGGCAUAUUUGCUACGACAUGGUGCCAUCAAGGAAGGGCUUCCCAUAGACGUCGACGGAUACGUUCCUAUCGACGUUCUACUUGCACAUAACAGGUUGAAAAGCCAAAACGCCACGAAGCUCGACGUUGACAGAGUUGUCGCGACAAACUCCAAGAAACGAUUUCAUGUGAAGACGGUCAACAAUGUUGGACUCAUAUGUGCGACUCAGGGCCAUUCUAUCGAACAAAUUGUUCCAACAAAAUCUGUCCUGGUACCUAUCACGGAUCCUCAGGAGCUGCCAGAAAAACUAAUCCAUGGAACCAACGUGGCAAAUUGUCUUGUAAUUUUGGAAACCGGCUAUAUUAAGAAAAUGCGUCGAAACCAUGUUCAUUUGGCUCCAGGUGUCACUGGAAUUGAUGAUAACGUGGUCAGUGGGAUGAGAAAUUCUAGUAACGUCCACAUUUAUCUUCAGCGCGACACCAUACUUGAAAAGGCGACACUAUUCAAAUCCUUGAACGACGUCUACUUGAGUGUUACUGAUAUUCCCAUCUCACUUAUCGAAAAGGUGACUAUUAAAGCUAAAAGGGGUGGAGAUAAAGACUCUAAAGCCCCGAAAAAGGUGCAAGAAUUGACCACACUGUUAGAGAAAAUGCAUAUACCAUACAAGAUGAUUUAA